UGUAAAGUCAAAUUUGAAGAUUUAUGUUAGAAGACAGCUAGUAGAAGAAGCUAUCCCUUUAGAAUGACAGGUUAUAAAUGUGUAUUAUUUGAAAAAGGUAUUUUAAGCAUUUUAUAAAUGAUGAUUUGUACAUUAUUAAUUCAACAAUGACAGCCUGUAUCUGAAAUAAUGUUCCCUGCACAUGUGUAAUUUAUUAUAUUUGGACGAUGCAAUCCUUUCAAGUAUGGGCCUGAAAAUCUUUUAUAAAACAUAAAAUAGCACAAAACUCCAAAAUGAGUGUACAGUCUUUAUUUAAACGUCAGAAACAUACAACUAGUAAGACUUCAAGAAAAACUGCAGAGUAUAACAAAAACAAAUGAUUAAAAGUUACAAAAAAUAAACCUACAUACAACACCAUCAAUAGGAAAAUUACAAGUCACUAGUAACAGCGUUGGAUCAAUAAAACUGUAAAGCUUUCAGUACAUGUUCAGUACAAUCUGGCAGCUUUAAGAGCAAAUCAUUGUCCCUAUAAGGCUCCAUUUCAAGCUGAGGGGAAAAAAACCCUGUCUAAUAAACAAUAAAACGUGCUUGUAUGACUUACAGGGUGAAACUCGAAGCUUCACAUAUGCGUAAAAAGGUGGUCUGUAAAUGUGUCCUAGAAUGUCCACACGCACACAGCCCUUUAUCAAUAAACAGAGAACAAUUCUUGAAAUAUUUGUCGCCGAGCAGAGAGAGAGAAAGAGAGAGAGGGUGAGACAGCUGUCCUGCGGAAAAGAGGCCAAUCCCCUGUGUGGAAUAUUCCAGUCUGUCAGCGGUAAACUGAGCGGCGCUGCCGAACGGGGACUUUUUUUCUCCCUGCUUUUUUCUGUAAAAUACAAGGCUAUAAAUACCUUCACUGGUGGGUUUCGACACAAAACUGUCCACUAAAGUGACAUUUUCACUGCUCCGAACACAAAACUAUUAAAUAAAUGCGCAGUUAACAGGCCUCUGAACCACAGCCGGGUUUUUGUGCCCUGCUAUUUAUCUUGCAGGCAACUCCAUCGCAUUGAAAAAGGCAACAUUAACCUUGAAAUGCACCUGGAGACCCCCCUCCGUUGCGCAAGCGAAUCCAGACCCUCCCACCUAUAAUUUAACUCUUUCCCCGAAGUUAACUGUAAGAACCCUUUCUUAUUUGUUUCCACUAUCUGGUCUGCGGCGCUUUAAACUCGCCGUGCUGGUCGCUCGCUGAUCCGCCGGAUUCUGCCUUGAAGCACCCUUCACCUAGAUACAACACAAACAGGGACUUGCCGCAGCGGAUUCCCGUUGACCUUAUAUGGCAGUGUGUGUGGGGGUUGUUGUUGCAAAGCUCUCGCGCUCUCAUGGCAACCAUCCAGUUCUCGGAUUACAAGUCAGCCUAGCAACUGCCAGCCUGAAUACGCUUUUAUGAUCAAAGUUUCACCCCCUCUCACGGAGAGUCCACCAUUUAUUCUCUCUUUUUUUUUGUUUAACUAAACAGCAUUUGGACGAUAACCACAUUCGUUACAGUCGUCUCAUUUGGUUCUUAGUGCCGAAAACAUAGAAGGAAGUGUUCCGACGAAAAAAAUAAGGGCGCUUUCCAGAGCCUCACCCAGUUAUGGCGCAGCAACAUUUCACAGCACAGUGCUCCUUUUGUCUGUUAAGAAGCCAUUUUGAGACAAGAGAACUGAGCAAGAGCAGUCUCCUGACCACCAAAAGGUUUAUUUGGAUGUAAGAAAUCAGUAGAAAAACACAAGAUUUCCUCCCCAUAAGAUUGAUUUUUGCUCGUUUAAGACUUGGAUUACAUAUUUUGAAUAUCAACUGUAAGUUUGCUGUAUCAUUAAAAAUGUGAGCUACAGCAGUUUUUCCUAUAAUCGUUUUGUCAAGUUUUAAACGUCUGUGGCUAAUAUGUUCACGUAUAAGCAAUUAAAAAAUUAGGUUAAAUAGCUAAAAAAAAAAAAUCCGUUACCUUAUUAAAACAUUUCCAUGUAGGUUUAAAUGAUGUAGCUCAGUUAGAAAUGUCGAAAAUGGACGAGGUUAUACUCGACUGCAAUCCUGUCUUGAGGAGAAGAGAUGGUUUUGCAUAUUGCCCACACAGAUGAUGCUUGAAGAUGCAUUUUCGCUGGCUGUCAGAUGGGGUAUGCUUGUCAGUGAUGAGAGGGAGGAAAAAAAAAGACUUUUUGAAAAGAGGUCUAACUGUCGUGCUAAUGGAAUUCCUUCCUUUUCAGGAGACGCAUUCCCACCCCCCUAUUAAAGCCAUUAUUAGAGGAUCCGAAGAUGGGGCUGAAAACAUCCCUCCUGUCCCUGCGUUUAGGCCUGUUAACUGCAUUCACCAAAGUGUUGAGGUUUGGCGAACGGCAUGGACAGUCAUCCCGUCUGCGGCUCGGCGGAGAAGCGGAAUCACCACUGGAGAAGUUACAAGUUGAUCAUCGACCCGGCUCUCAAGAAGGGAUCCCACAAACUCUAUCGCUACGAUGGGCAGACUUUCAGCAUGCCCAACCCAGGGAUACCGCCGGUGGACCUGGUCCGUGACCCGAGGAUCGGACGUCUCUGGACAAAGUACAAAGAGACAGACCUACCUGUGCCUAAAUUCAAGAUCGAUGAAUUUUAUGUGGGCCCCGUGCCUCCAAAGGAGGUGACGUUCGCCAGGCUGAACGACAACAUCAGGGAGGGAUUUCUCACGGACAUGUGCAAAAAGUUUGGAGAUAUCGAGGAGGUCGAGAUCCUGUACAACCCGAAGAAUAAGAAGCACCUGGGAAUAGCUAAAGUUGUUUUUGAGAGCGUGAAAUCCGCCAAGGUUGCUGUUCAGUCACUGCACAACACGUCCGUGAUGGGAAACAUUAUCCACGUGGAGUUGGACCCGAAAGGUGAGAAUCGCCUCAGGUACUUUCAGCUCCUGAUGAAUGGCAGCUACACACCGCGGACGCUGCCUGUUGGCGGAGAGGAAAACAGGGAAGUUUCCCCUCGGAGUCUUGCAGAGGCAUUACUGGCCUGUGAACCCAUUCGCAGGUUGUCAGAGAGCAGCAUGUCUAUAGGAGGAGUGCUGCCACCCAGCAGCUCCACCACUCCCCUCAGCCUGGAGACGGGUUACUCCAGUAUAAGGCAGGACACCCCCCAGUCCCAGGGAACCCCUCACACCCCUCGCCAGCCGGGUACGCCCUUCUCUCAGGACUCCAGUUACUCCAGCCGGCAGUCCACGCCUGCGUAUCAGUCGAGCCGUCCCGAGAGCUCUGGAGGCUACAAGUCCCGCAGGCACGAGAGCAAGUUCCAGGACGCGUACAACCGCCGGCCGGAGAGGCCUCAGUACCGCAGCAACAUGUAUCGGAAUACACCGUCUGAUCAAGCUUCCUUCAAGCAGCACCAGCUGACGCCGCCUGAACCUCCACCUUCAACCCCUUCCUUCAACUACACAGCGCCUCUUCCCGCUACACCCAACUUUAAGUCCGCAUUCUCGCCCUACCAAGCCGCUUUGCCGCCUGCGUUCCCCCCGUCAGAGUCGCCGUACCAUCACCCGGCUCAAAGGGAGGGCGAGUACCUCCGACCGCCGCAGCCGCCUCCGACGGCCCCGACGGACGUCUUGCCCGUAAAGGAAAGGCCGGAGACGCCUCCAAUCCCGGAGCCGCCGCCGGAACCGGUUCCCCAACCCGCCACUCCUCCCCCUCAAACGCCAGAGCGCUGCCCGUCGCCCGGCUCCCCAGCACUGGAUCCGGAACGCAACAGCCUGGACUCGCGUAUUGAGAUGCUCCUCAAGGAAAAAAGGACAAAGCUGCUGCCGUUUCUGGAGGAGCGGGAUUCGGACAACGAGGUGCGAAUGGAAGGUAGCCCCAUUUCAUCCUCGUCCUCACAGCUGUCCCCGAUCCCACCCUUCGCGGGCGGCCAGCAGAACUCUCGGCCGUCCAGCACGGGCUUGGAGGACAUCAGCCCGACCCCGCUGCCGGACUCCGACGACGAAGUGCCGAUUCCCGGAACCGCUUCGCUGAUCAAGAGAAUCGGCUCUCCCGUCAACGAAAAGAUGGGAAAGGGCGACGUCAAAGACGGAGGCCACAGUCCCACUGAGAAAAUGGACCCGGCUCAUCAGUCAUCGGGAGAAGACAUGGAAAUCUCCGACGACGAGAUGCCGGGAGCAACCAGCGGGGAAUGCGCUAAGGGCAUCGUGGUGAAUUCGGCCGUGUCGCCCAUGCACACCAUGUCCAUGCACCCAGCCAGCUACCACGCCAUGCAGCAUCAAGCCGGCUUCGCCAUCGCCCCUCAGCACCUGGACCCUCACUCCAAUAUGCUGGGGCACCCCGCUCACCUGCGCGGCCACCAUGGCGUGCCUCCCCACAUGAUCCCGCCCAUCGGCCACUAUCAUCAGGACGUGAUCCAGAUGAUGGGGCUCAUGAACUGCGUGCCGUGGGAGCGGUGGAACACGAUGCACAUAUCCUUCCAGAUGCAGCAGCAGAUGCUGAGCCGCAUGACUCAAACCAGGGGGCCGUACUCUUAUCCGCUCUUCAUGGACGGCAGCACCUCGGGGCAGUUUGGCGGGCUCUACCCGCCGUUUUCACUGGACGCCGCUGCUCCGGCGUGCAGCACCGGGGUGCCAGGGCAGCAGUGGCACCAUCCCAGUAUACCACAGUUCAACCCCACGGUUCCUCCGCCGGGGUACGAGACGAAAAAGGAGGACCCCCAUAAAGCCACCGUCGACGGCGUGCUGCUGGUCAUCGUCAAGGAGCUGAAGGCCAUCAUGAAGAGGGACCUCAACCGCAAAAUGGUGGAGGUGGUGGCUUUCAGGGCAUUCGACGAGUGGUGGGAUAAGAAGGAGCAUUCGGCAAAGACAUCUCUGACUCCAGUAAAAGACGCAGAGAGCAAAGAAGAAGAGCGGCCCAAACCCAAAGAGACGAUGGGUUCCAGUCUGCUGGAGAACUGGAACAAAGGAGAAGGGCUCGGCUACGAAGGAAUUGGUCUGGGGAUGGGUUUGCGAGGAGCCAUCCGCUUGCCGUCCUUCAAGGUAAAAAGGAAGGAUCCACCUGAUACAGCAACGGGAGGAGAGAGCAAACGAGCCCGACCGGCCACCCCAGCAGACGACGAACUGGAGGAUGAAGAGAGAGAGAGAGACGCAGCUGAGCUCCCGUCAGACGACUCCAAAGUGGCCGGCGACGGCCCCUCGGCCAAGCGGCGGCCCUCGCGACCGCUCGAGCUGGACAGCGAGGGAGAGGAGGAGAUGGACACCUCGGAGAAGGAGGAGGAGGAAGAGUUGUUGUCCGACGCCGUCGACGAGGAGCGCGAUGAGGACAAGGCUCCAGACAGGCUGUCUUCAGCCAAAGAGAGUGCCGACGACGAAGAUAAAGAUGGAGACUCAUCCAGUGAGAGCGGAUCGUCAGACUCGUCCGACGACGAAGCGGACAGCUCGGCUUCCUCCAAGGCCAGCUCCGACUCCUCGGCCGAAAGCUCCGACUCGUCAGGAGAAAGCUCCGACUCCGAGUACGAGAUGAGCUCGGAGGAGGAGGAGACUGAGGAAGACGUGAAAGCGGUCACAGAGAAGGUGGACGGAAAAGGGGCCGAGACCACAUCGUCUUCCUCCUCGUCCUCAUCCUCGUCAUCCGAUGAGGAGGAGGAGAACAGGGAGCAAGACGUCAAACCAGCGACUCCUCCCACCGUCCAAGUGCGGGAGUUUAAGGAGGAGCAAAGAGAGGAAGAGGAGCGGGGCGGCAAGUUCAAACGCAGACCUCCCAGUCCUCCCGAAGAGGAGACCCCCGAGGAGCCGAAGCCACCGGCGCACCAGGGGAUCAGAGUCAAAGAGGAGAAAGUCUGUGUUGAUGUCAAGCUUGAACCUCAGGACCACGUAGCAGGCCUCCGGCCCCCGACCCCCACCGGCGCCCUCCCUGACGGCGACCAGGAGGUCAAACCCAAAGGUAAAGCAGAGCCUGAGGAAGUGCCCUGCACCCCGACUCAGUUACCUCCCUCCCAUCCUGUCGCACCUGCCCCGAAAUCCGUCUCCACGUCCUCCAUGCACCUCCCUCUCCCCCCUCACCCUGCCAUAGAGAGUCGCUCCCUGCUCCACCCGCCCCCCGGACCCUUGCCCGAGUUCCCUCAGCGACCGCGGCUCCCCACGGACGAGGACAUCCCUCGCACGCCGGGCCGGGACCUGAUGGAGCGCGCCCGCUGUCUGGGGAAAUCCCAGAGCACUGACACGAUCCCCAACACGCCGGGCAGCGACGCCCCUCUGACAGGCAGCAGCUUGAUGCUCAGCUCACCUCACAUCCCCGGGAGCCCCUUCUCCUACCCGUCCCAGUCCCCCGUCCUCAGUGCUGGCGUCCCUCGAACUCCCGGUAGAGACUUAACCUUCACGCCUGUCUUCCCCGAACCUGCAGCCCUGACGCUGAACAGGAAGAGCUUUGACGAGCGGCCCGUUUUCAAGGAGCCGCCGAUCAGUGCUCCUCCGUCACUGGCAGCAGGAACCGAUCACUCGGCCGUCGCGCCUGAAGAUCUGCCGACCGGCGUCUCGGGCGACAUCCCCGUGAUGUCCGACGCCACCGCCUCCAAGAAGAAACCGGGGCGGCCCAAAAUCAAAAAGGCCGCCGCCCCAUCCGCCGGCGACGACUUUUCAUCCGAGUCCACGGACGCGCCCCAGGCGUCGCCUCUGGAGAGCGUCUCCCUAACGACGGUCCGAUCUCCCAAACACACCAGCCUGGACUUCCGGGAAAGAGACGUGGAGCCGCAGACGCUGCUGCCCGCUGAAGACGGCUUCCCCGCAUACGACGAGGAGCCGCCCCCCGUCACCAAGCCGGCUCGCAAGACGCGGCGCUGCUGGGAGGAGCUGCUGCUGGACAGCCUGUCCCCGGUCACCACGCCGCCGCGCGCCUACUUCAAGCCACGCUCCGACUUCGAGGAGAUGACCAUCCUGUACGACAUCUGGAACGAAGGCAUCGACGAGGAGGACAUCCGGCUUCUGCAGAUCACGUACGACAAGAUGCUCCAGCAGGACAACGGCAACGACUGGCUCAACGACACGCUUUGGGUCAACCAUCCUUCGACCCACAUCCCCGUUGUGAAGAAGAAGAGGAGAGACGACGGCAUGCGGGAUCACGCCACCGGCUGCGCCCGGAGCGAGGGAUACUACAAGAUCGACAAGAAGGACAAGGUGAAGUACCUGCAGAGCUCCCGGGUGCAGUCGGAGGAGCCGCCGGUCGACACGCAGGGUAUGAGCAUCCCCGCACAGGUCCACGCGUCCACCAGAGCCGGCUCAGAGCGCCGGUCAGAGCAGCGGCGGCUGCUCUCCUCUUUCGCAUGCGACAGCGACCUGCUCAAGUUCAACCAGCUGAAGUUCCGUAAGAAGAAGAUACGAUUCUGCAAGUCGCACAUCCACGACUGGGGUCUCUUUGCCAUGGAGCCCAUUGCUGCUGAUGAGAUGGUGAUUGAGUACGUGGGGCAAAACAUCCGACAGGUGAUCGCCGACAUGCGGGAGAAGCGCUACGAGGAGGAGGGCAUCGGCAGCAGCUACAUGUUCCGCGUGGACCACGACACCAUCAUCGACGCUACCAAAUGUGGCAACUUUGCCCGUUUCAUCAACCACAGCUGCAACCCUAACUGUUAUGCUAAAGUCAUCACGGUUGAGUCUCAGAAGAAGAUCGUGAUCUACUCCAGGCAGCCGAUCAACGUGAACGAGGAGAUCACGUACGACUACAAGUUUCCCAUCGAGGACGAGAAGAUCCCGUGUCUGUGCGGGGCGGAGAACUGCAGGGGGACGCUCAACUAAUGGACCCGCCUCGCAGCGUGAAGCGACCCGGCGCUUCACGCGGGGUCGAGCUAAGCUACCUGACCUGCACUCUUCAUACAUUAAACUCUAGAUUGUUUACGAUUCAUGGUGCUCUUCAAGUGAAACUGUGUUUGUUAUUUUUCUGCCAGUGUGACUUUUUCUCCCCAGUAUUUCUGCACGACUCCUGCAGCAUCCAAUCCCGGCUCGGCUCGGCUCCGCCCGGCUCGGGGCGGGGCUUUUUAUUUUACACUUUUCUCCUCUCAUUUGUCUCAUAAGCUUUACCCCACAACAACCACUUGUGGUACAAGGAAAAACAAACUCACAUGUUCAGCUGCUCAGUAACACUUUUAAGAUGCCUGAGGUCACUUCGUCUCUGGAGCAGACGAGCGGAAGGCGGAGCGUUCUCUCCGCUUCCUUCCCUGCGCGUAAUGAAUCAAACUAGACCGAGAUACGAAUGGUUAAAUCUGGAGUAUUCAAGCAUCUUCCACCUGUCCAGGACGGGUCGUGCUGCUUCCUGUUAGUUUAUGCAAAGGUUUAAUGAUGUUCUGCAAAAAUUUGCAUUAAUCAUAUUCCUUUAUAUAUAUUUUUUCUAACAGUUUGUUUGUUUUUCUAACAGGUAUUUUCAUGCCUAUUUGUUCAGAUACACUAUGUAUGGGUGCGUGUUUUGCAUGAAUGAAUGUCGGUACCUCCUGGUGCAGGAAUGUGAGUGCGCUGCCCCCUGCUGGCCGAAAACGGAAAAGAAUCUCAACUCGACAGCAACGGGGCUAAUCUUGAGUUUUCAGCUCUGGGGUGGGCGGGGAGCAGGGAUUCAUCAUUUUAAGUGCCAAAUUAAUUAAUUAAUGUACGACUGUCUCUGUUUAAUCAUGAGGAAGCUGCUGAUGUGUUAACAAGCAACCGCGAGGAACUUUUUCCCCUCUCUUGAUGAUCAUGUUAUUGUAUUUUUAGUAACAUCAAUGCGCCUGCGGGCCUCCUCACUGGAGCCUCUCUGUCUUUGUCGUUUAUUUAGAUGAAAGAUAAAAUACUAAAUGCACUCGAGGGCUCGCGCCUGCGCCCCUCUCCUUCUCAAACCCCGGAAGACCAAGUUAGUUGUCGCUUUUCAUUCACUUGGAUUAAUAAUGCAGGUGUCUGUUUGUUUUUUUUGUGUGUGUUUUUUUUCACCUCUGAUGUUCAUAUUGUAUAUGAGAAUCUGUACAGAAGAUCUAAAACUUUUUUUUUAUCUUCAGAAAUGUAACACUUUUAAUUUUUUUUUUCUUUUUGUUUUUUAACGAAAGACUGAAUAUUUAAAUAUUUUCAGGGAUCUGUGUGAAAGGAGCUGAUGGUUAAAAGGUUGUUUAUUUAAAAGGUCCACUGUGUACAGGAAAAGCUUCCACUUCCCUUUUUGAAAGAUUGUUUCUUGUGGAAACGUCUUCGUUUUCUGCCCAUUUGCUUUGAGAUCCUAAAACGUGUAAGUAGUUUAACUGUGAAUACAAUAUAAAUAUAUAAAUAUAUAUAUAAAUAUAUAUAUAUAUUUUUGUUUCUUGGGAUUUGCUACUUGAACACAGCUCGGAAGUGUGUGUAUCAUAAAGAGGGCGAGCGCUGAGCUGGUCAGCUGGUAGCAGGAUAUUCAGCUUGUGUCAAGCUCCUUCUGUUAUUUUUGGUUUUUUAAAUUUUGUUGUAAAUUCUAUGAAAAGCUCUUUGCAGUGUGGAAAAAAAAAAAAAAAAAAAAGGUGCAGAAACGGCACCGGGAAGAGGACUGAAGUUUCAGCCCGUUUCUCGUGUCUAUUUAUUAUAAGUGUAUGAAAAAGAAAAAAAUAAUGAAUAAAAAGAUUUUGCAUACAUCCAUAAA
Molecule: messenger RNA, 9533 nt
Organism: Poecilia reticulata (guppy)
Lineage: Eukaryota; Metazoa; Chordata; Actinopteri; Cyprinodontiformes; Poeciliidae
Gene: setd1ba
Product: SET domain containing 1B, histone lysine methyltransferase a
Cellular component (GO): Set1C/COMPASS complex
Molecular function (GO): RNA binding; histone H3K4 methyltransferase activity; protein binding
Source: RefSeq, a predicted model, not a curated record